This is a messenger RNA of Symbiodinium pilosum, 1947 nucleotides long. The record is from the annotation of a GenBank genome assembly. Lineage: Eukaryota; Dinophyceae; Suessiales; Symbiodiniaceae.
AUGGCUUCCUUGCUGGAUGGCCUCUCCUUCGCUCGCUUCAUGGAAGUGACGGACGGCGAGAGCGCGACAGAAGGCAAGUACGGCAUCCCGCGUUUCGACGGGAGUGUUCAUCACCUUCAGGAGUACUCCUUCCGGGUUCGCAUGCGGGCUUUGAAGGAGAAGGACCUGGACCCUGCCGAGAUCAAGAAGAUCGGGCCUCUCGGCAUCCGCCUUGUGGAAGGACUUCGGGGACCUGCCCUUCACAUCGUCAAGCAGCUGGAUCCAGAGACGCUGGCGUCAGAAAAGGGGCCGGAGCUGAUCGUCAAGAAGUUGACCGAGACUCUCCGACCGCGGCGUCAGCAGGAAGCAAGGGAACUUUACCAGGCUGGGGCGAAGGAGCACGGCCCGCUGAGCAGGCAGCAUGGAGAGCCGAUGGCGAUGUUCACUCUUCGCAGGAGGACCUGGUGGAGCAUGCUUCAGGAUCUGGACAGUGAUAUCCGUUUGCCGGAAAUCAUAUUAGCAGAACAAAUACUUCAAAGCUCGAAGAUAUCAGACGAUCAGGCUUUGAUGGUGCGCACGGUGUUGGGCAACAAGUUGACGGUCUCUGGUGUUUGUGACGAGUUGCUUAACCACCACGGGGCCAUCCACUUGAAGGAGCGGAGGCAGGCGACUUCGACUUCGUGGAGGCCACGCUUCGGAGGCGGCAAGCACUCCUCCAAGGGCAAGGGCAAGCCUUGGCAGAGCUACGCCGCCUACCACGAGGAGACCUUCGAGGGCGCGGACGAGGCGUACUUCGGCUGCGACUACGACCAGACCUACUCGGAGUACCGCCCGGACGACGGCAACGACGCGGGCUACUACGCCGGCUACGAGGCUGAGGUGGACUACGACCUGUACGAAGGCGAGGACCCGAUCCUGAACGUCUUCGCCGCCAUGGUCGCGGAAGGCCUGGACGAGAACAUCGAUCAGGAGAGCGCCGAGUACGCUGCCGAGGUCCUGCAGGCGGAGUCGGAGGCGUACUUCACGAGACAGCAGGCCCAGUCUCGAGGACACUCCGGCUUUGGCGGCAAGUACGAGGUUCGCGGCGAGUUGUCUCUCGAGGAGCGCAAGGCCCGGGUCACCGCUUUGAAGGCCCGCACUGCCUGUCGCCGCUGUGGCCAGAAGGGGCACUGGUCUGGCGACCCCACUUGUCCGAAAGGCUCUUCCAAAGGCAAGCGGCCGGCUGUCUCCUCCGCAAGCUCUUCGUUGACUUCGACCGGCAAAGGCGGCAAGACCAACGCGAAGCCAGGUAAAGGAAGCUUCAAGCCGAGAACCGUGUACUUUGCCGUCACUGACCAGGACCCGCCGAAAGUCAAGACCGGCUACAUGGCGUACAACGGCAAGUACUCCCAGGUGUCCGCCUUCUUCCUUGGAUGGUGUGGCUCCGACCUCGUUGACUUCGAUGCUGAGCUGGACUGGACCGAAAGCCAAGCCCAAGGCCAAACCGGCCAACGCUUCGCCGCCAUCGAGGGCUACUCCGUCGACGGCGACUACGACAUCUUCGGCGGCCUCUUCGUCGUCCUUGACUCCUACGACGGCGACUUUUUGAACUCUGAGCUUGCUGUGGCUGUGCCAAAGCUGACGGCGGCACCGGGUUCCAACAGCGAGGACCGAGUGGUGAGCAUGCCCUCCUCUGUGUCGAGCUGGUCGGUGGUCUCUGGGCACGACUGGGAUCAGAGGAUGUUGUUCGAAGCGCUGCAGCAGAACCAAGGUGUGGUCAUGGAUCAGCUUCUGCAGGCCUCUGGGAUGAAUUCCACGUCAGGGCCGAUGGCUCUGGAGGACGAGGUGGACAUCCCCGACGACUUCGACGUUGCCGAGGCCAUGUCUUUGGCGCCGCCGGCCGAGGAGCAAGAGGAAGAGGAGGAGACGCACCUCCUUCACUACCAGAGCGCCCUCCUCAGGCAGGCAACUGCCAACACCAGCGAGUGA